Molecule: messenger RNA, 728 nt
Organism: Macroventuria anomochaeta
Lineage: Eukaryota; Fungi; Ascomycota; Dothideomycetes; Pleosporales; Didymellaceae
Exons: 1
Coding region: 400-645 (81 amino acids)
Source: RefSeq, a predicted model, not a curated record
GUUCCAUAUAUUUUGGCAAGCACCGAUACGCUAUGCUCAGGGCCACGUGCAGUGACACCUGUCAAAGCUGCUGCAUAGAUGCUUUGUCCUUCUAUGCAGUGCUUCUUAUUAUAUGCGCGAGACUGUACUUUACCCGAGCUAUGCGUGCUCGCUACUGAUCCAAGUUGUGUAGGAUAGCCUUGCACGUCUUCUUUGAGGCAGCUUCAACGAUCAAGGAACGCAAUCUUGACCCAACGACAGCUCUUAGUUCUCACACCAAUAUCCGUUGCAGCUCCCGGCUGCAAAUCAGCGACGUUGCUGUUGUGCAUAUGUCCUUCGCCAUGCCUCACAGUUGUCCCAACAGAACCUUCCUGGCUGAUCCGCUCGCCGCUCAUUCUCGGGUCGAUUCCGAUCUGCAUCAUGCACUUCUCUCGCUUCGUGUAUUUGGGAGCGCCUUUGCACGCGUUUGUGCGCUCUGGUCAGAUUGUAGUUGCACUCAAGCUGCACAUGCUCCAAGGUCAGUACGUUUCCUGGGGAGCACAGCCGUACAUCCAGUCUCACCAAAGCCCCUCGGUGAGGAGACCGUGUGGUGUCGCUUCGGAUGGUGCAAGAAAGGAUCGACGCAACGAAUGGUGCAUCGAUGACACCAGCAUUCUUCGCGACUGAAUGCCACAAAUCGAUGGACGAGUAAUCGUGGCUACAUAGGAGAGGAGUAAGGCAGUGACAGGGACGACUAAAAAAGUGUAAGG